AUGGGACGGUUCAGCUCGAUCGCCAAGUCGGUCAAGGCGACCAACUCCUUCAAGCGCUCCAGCAAGGCCGAUUCGGCCGCCUCCUCCGCCGCCGACGUCGAGUCCAACCGGCUCGAGGAGACUGUUGUGGAGCCGGCACACCCCGCCCCGCGCCUCGGCGCCGACGAGGAGGCGAAGCGGCUCUCGAGCGAGAAUGCGCAGCUCGCGGGCGAGAACACGGCGCUGCGCUCCGAGGUCAACCUGCUCAAGCUCAAGGUGGAGCUGCUUGUUGACAUGGUGACGCUGGCCAACCUCGACUGCGACAAGCUGAGCGAGGAGCUUGAGCAGAAGGAGCUGGAGCUGGAGCAGAGGGACCCCCAGCAGCUCGUUGGCAAGGGCUGA
Messenger RNA from Emiliania huxleyi CCMP1516, 381 nucleotides. RefSeq lists its product as hypothetical. Lineage: Eukaryota; Haptophyta; Isochrysidales; Noelaerhabdaceae. The record is from RefSeq and is a predicted model, not a curated record. Bases 1 to 381 code for a protein of 126 amino acids. The transcript has 3 exons.